CGGAUCUUUGGAUCUGAGUACCACACCAUUUGAGUCCAUUCAUAAAUUCGGCAUUGAUAAGAAAUUUACGCAAAACCGUGAGCAAACUGAACGCAUGAAAGCUGGUUCAGAUUCUCGGAACUCCACGGAAACCAUAAACAGCUGCCAUUUCUUUGAUAUCUUAUCUAACAUAUGCUUCUGUUUAUCUUCAUCGAUUCAUGUAAUGCUGUUCAAAAUCUUGAUUCUCAAAUCCGUAACGUUCAGUGUAGCCGGAUAGCUGUUCCGGGACGCAAGUGUUUUUCAAGGUUCCAUAGAACUUGUGCCUUUAGCCGUGGCAAGAUGGCAUCUAAGAGUAUGUCGUCUUUGCUGAUUAUAGCGAUAAGCAUUUCGCUGGGUCUUGCAAUCGACACAAAUUAUCUCUUCAAUUCAACAAAGUUUCCAGAUGCUUCUAGCAUCCCAACGCUUUCGAACGGAAUUCUCGGAUUUACCGUAUUCAGUGACAGUGUAUACCUGACCGGAGUUUACAAUGGACGUGGAGCUCAGAGUCACCGUGUACGCAUUCCUAACUAUGCCAAUAUACAACUAGAAGCAUGCAGCUAUCCGGAAACUAAUCCUCUCCACUGUUCCUACCACCUGGAUAUUAAAUUCGGCAGCUUAGGAACAGUGUACGACGACCCUGACGGACAACUUCGCCUCGUUCAUAGCGUUUAUCCUCAUCGAGAAUUCAGCCAAGUUAUUGUUAACAAAUUCUGAAUUGAACGACUCAAUGGCCAAGGUACACUGUACGCCAAAAUUCUGCAAGUUCCGGUACCGCCGUCCGCUGAUAUUUCAUUCCAGGCUCCUGAAAACGAGGAAACUCCUAGAAGCGUCUAUACGCGUCAAUGUGGGACUACUAAUGAGGUCGAAGACCCAGAGCUUCAAACGGAGAAAACCGAAGUAUGUCUAUACUAUAAAGAGAUACCGACUACUCUAGUGUUGGCGGAGAACUCCACCGCUGAAGAGUUCAGUUUCUACACAGUGUUCGCCCGCAGUAGAGAGGAUGCGGAAAACGAUAUUUGGGGAAUAUUGAUCAGUAUCCGGAGGAACGACAGUAUAGACGAGUUUCAGGAACGCCGCAUGAAAGAAGUUUGGGAUCAGUACGGAAUCACAGUCGUUGGAAACGAUGAGCUAGAUCGAGCUAUUAAAGCCAGUGCAUUUCAACUGUUUAGUAAUAUGCCGCGGGUACUGUUCACGCCUAAUGGUAAACAGAAGUACGGAGUAUCGCCCUCCGGAAUCGGGCGGAAUGAACUUCAGGGGCACGUCAUGUGGGAUUUCGAUAUGUGGAUGAUGCCUAUAGUAGUGCUAGUGGAUCCGCUCGUUGCUGAAGACAUAUUGAUCUACAGAAUUAAGCAUGUUCGCAAAGCAGUUGAAAGAAACGCCGCAAAAAAUGGUAAUGAGGGAUGGCAAUAUCCCAGGGCUUCUGCCUUUACAGGUAGUGAUGUUUCAUCGGAUCCAGAAGCUGAAGAACUUGAACAUCACACCACAGCAGAUGUCGCUUUCGCAGUCAGGCACUUUUUCUACGCUACGCAAAACGAGUAGUUCAUGAAAUCACAAGGAGGAUGUGACUUGGCAUACAAUACUGCUCGUUUUUGGAAGAGUCGGGCCAUCUAUAAUCCCUCCAGUGAUAAGUACGAUAUUCGUGCGGUUACGGGACCUGAUACCUUGAAUCGUAACGUCACCAACAACGUGUUCACCAAUGUCGUUGCUGCUAACAAUCUGUUCUUCGGUGAAUACGCUGAUUGUAUAUGCAAUGGUACUCUGAAUGUUAGUAAAAAAGCUACUGAAGAAACGAUUCGUAUCGCGAGAAGUUUGAAUUUGUUGUACAACUCAACCGGAGACUUCAACCCUCAGUUCGAAGGUUAUGUCAUAGGACAAAAAAUAUACCAAGCAGAUGCUGUACUGCUUGGGUAUCCCUUAGAUCUUCCUAUGCAAACGUCAACGAAACGGCGCAAACUGGAAAUCUACAGUCCCGUCACUAAAACUUCAAUGUCGGCGGCAACGCAAACCAUCGCUUGGCUUGAGCUAGACGAGCUGAACUUAGCCAAAGAAAAUCUUCUUUUCAGUUAUCAACCGUACAUGCGACCACCAUUCAACGUGUGGAACCAAGGGCCCAUAGAAUCUCCCGGGGCAUCGAACUAUGUCUCCGGUGCUGCAACUUUCCUACACACCAUGAUCAAUGGUUACGCCGGACUUCGACUUCGUGAUGGUGAAAUGGUGCUGGACAGGCCACGGCUACCACCUGGAACAACUCGACUGUAUAUUCCGGAAAUCAACUUCCAUUUAUACAGCUUUUCACUUGAGGUACAUCGAAACAGAACAUUUACGAUUACACAGAAACCUAUGAAUAUUUUGCCAUACAUUGGUAUGGUAACAAUCGUUGAUGGUGUGAGAUAUCCAUACUGUAGUGUGUAUACAGGCUGCACUUAUCAGGGAUCCCACAAGGCCAUCCUCCAGCUGGAUCGACAGUUUUCGGAAUGUAACCUAAAGCCUACCAAAAUGAACAUGCAGCUUGCUGAGCAAAAUGGAACAUUAGGUCCAAUGAGUCGCAUCGCCGCUUGGUUCAAAUCGACGUGGAAGAAAAUUUUCUGAUAAUGUUUCUCAUAAAAAAGGACGAGAAUCAAUAGCAUUUCCCAGGGCAAAGCGUUCGAAUGACUAAAAUAAUUCUAUAGCAUAUUUCUCCUGGAUUGCACUGAAAUAUACCUAAUGAUGAUCACGUCUACAUCAUCAAAUUAAAGAAAGUUUCUACACAAAGCGUAA
Molecule: messenger RNA, 2775 nt
Organism: Aedes albopictus (Asian tiger mosquito)
Lineage: Eukaryota; Metazoa; Arthropoda; Insecta; Diptera; Culicidae
Product: protein-glucosylgalactosylhydroxylysine glucosidase-like
Biological process (GO): carbohydrate metabolic process
Molecular function (GO): hydrolase activity, hydrolyzing O-glycosyl compounds
Source: RefSeq, a predicted model, not a curated record